Molecule: messenger RNA, 668 nt
Organism: Cheilinus undulatus (humphead wrasse)
Lineage: Eukaryota; Metazoa; Chordata; Actinopteri; Labriformes; Labridae
Gene: mrps12
Product: mitochondrial ribosomal protein S12
Exons: 3
Coding region: 193-624 (143 amino acids)
Biological process (GO): translation
Cellular component (GO): small ribosomal subunit; ribosome
Molecular function (GO): structural constituent of ribosome
Source: RefSeq, a predicted model, not a curated record
UCAAGCACCAACGAAGAAGAAGACACGCGUCUUCAUGUUGCUAAUGCUAACCCGGGGAGACCUUGAAUGAUUUCUCAGUCUAAAUGAAGUGAACUGUAGUAAAUUUACUCAGUGAAGCUUUAGUUUAAUCUACCUGGAUUAAUCCCGGAUUAUCUGACUGCUGCUGGGUUUUUCUCCGGGACUUUAUCCGGAAUGUCUUCUUUGUGGAGUCUCAGACCGCUGCUAACGUCUCUGUUAGAAGCCUCCCAGCAUGCCUCAGCGUGGACGCCCCCCCUCCUCUCCAGGACCAUGGCCACCCUGAACCAGAUGCACCGGCAGGGGAAGCCCAAACCGCUCCCUAAAACCCUGGGCGCCACGUUCGGCCGCCCCCAGCUGAAAGCGGUCGUCCUGAAGACCAUGAUCAGAAAACCGAAGAAGCCCAACUCUGCAAACAGGAAGUGCGCCAGAGUGCGUCUGUCUAAUGGGAAGGAAGCGGUGGCGUUCAUCCCCGGGGAGGGACACAACCUGCAGGAGCACAACGUGGUGCUGGUGAAGGGCGGGAGGACGCAGGACCUGCCCGGGGUCAAACUCAAAAUAGUGCGAGGGAAAUAUGACUGUGCCCACGUGGUGAAGAAGAAACAGUAGCCUGAACCAGGAUGAGUGUGUGUUUAAUAAACCUGUUGCUGUCA